UGAUGUCAGUGAGUUUCCUAAAGGGGCAACUAUCACAAUAGAUUUAGCUUCAAAUUAUAGAAGUUAAUGUAGAAGCUGAGCAGAAACAGCAACAUAACUACUUCGAGGUGGUUAAUUUUAAUUGAAAUACAGAUUAAAAAGCG
Paramecium octaurelia is the source of this 143-nucleotide messenger RNA. Lineage: Eukaryota; Ciliophora; Oligohymenophorea; Peniculida; Parameciidae. The record is from the annotation of a GenBank genome assembly.